CUUGCAUCACAUUAUUCAAGUAUGCACGAAGUUCUUUACUCAGAGUGCAAAGAUUCAUAGAACCAGUAAUAGCAAAGCUAAUUACAAACCCAGGUCUUAGUUUGGAAUUCUUUAGAAAUCCCACCCAGUCCCUUUGUCCCUCUUUUGACUUCAAAACUGCUCAUCAAAUAUGCAAGUCUACAAUGUCAGUUACAGGACCGGUGACAAUGUAGAAGUCAUCAAAAGAUCAGCCUUCACAACCUCAUUUCACCCAGCAACAAUUCUCACUCUAGAAACUAAUCGGGCAUCAAAAAGGAAAAGGAAAAGGACAAGGAACAACAACAAAAACAGUGAUGAUGAACAAGUACAACAGGAAGAAGAGGAAGAGGAACAUGUAUAUUUGGUGCAGUAUCAAAACCAACAACACGACAUUGUUUCCUACGUUGAUUUCAAUGACAUUAGACCUCAACCCCCUCAAAGCGAAUGUUUCAAGCACUUGGGUUUGAGUGUCAAUGACAAAGUUGACAUUUUAAAUGAUGGAUAUUGGAUAAAAGGCACUAUUUUGGCUAUUUUCUAUGAGGGUUUUAAAUAUUUAGUGGAAAUUGACGGUGAUGAUGGUGUUCCGAUUGAGGUUUUUAGGUCUAAUUUAAGAGUUCAUCGAGAUUAUUGCCAUGGGUACUGGAUUCCUCCUCCUCUUGAUCAUUUUCCGAUGGAACAGGAAGCUACGUCAGGGACAAUUACUAAACUCAAAACUGAUGCGAAUGGCAAACAAUUAAAGUUAAGGAUCAAAGUUGCUAAAAGAUUAUCGGAGCCGAAGUUUAGCCCAGGCAUGCCAGUUGAAGUUAAAAGUGAUGAGGAUGGGUAUCAAGGUUCUUGGUAUACGGCUAUUGUUAUUGGCUCAGUUGGAGUUGGACAGUUCCUUGUUGAAUACGAGACUCUCAAAACUGAAGAUGAGAAGGAGCUCCUCAAAGAAGUUGCAAAUGAACAGUACAUCAGGCCUCAGCCCCCACAUAUUCCUAAAAGCUGUAAAUACAAGUUGCUUGAUGAAAUUGAUGCUUCGUAUAAUGAUGGAUGGUGGGAAGGUGUGAUUUAUGAGAUUCUUGAUAAAAAGAAAUACAUUGUUUAUUUUGCUUCAUCAAAUGAGAAGUUGGUCUUUCAUCAUUCAAACCUGAGAUUUCGCCAGAUUUGGAUUAAUUCAAAAUGGGUUCUAGCUUCUCAGCAUAAGUCAUCUAACUUAAAGUUGAGAAUUUCAUCAUCAAAAAGACAAUACACUCAAAACAAAGAACACCAGAGUUUCGACAAGGCGACAAUAGUAGAGGUCAGAAUCGAUGAACCAGGUUAUGAAGGAUCUUGGUAUUCUGCACGAAUUGUUAGAUUAACACAAAAGAGCAGAUAUUUGGUAGAGUAUCUGACUCUCAAAACAGAGGAUGGAAGAAAAUCACUAAAAGAAGAGGCAGAGUUUCAAAAUAUCAGACCUUGUCCUCCUAACAUUCGGGUGGAUGGAUGUUUUUCGCUGCUUGAAAAAGUUGAUGCCUGGUACAAUGAUGGAUGGUGGUUUGGUGUCAUAUCUAAAGUUUUUGCUGAUAAGAAAUACUUGGUUUACUUUGAGACAACAAAAGAGGAACUUGAAUUCCAUCAUGUGAAUCUGAGGACUCAUCAGGAAUGGAUUCAGGGAAAAUGGAUCAAUGCAAAUAAGGAAGUGUAACUACCAAUUCUGAGAUGAUGUACUUGGUUCUCUCGUGCAUGAAGUCAGAUUAUCCAUAUUUUACUUAACCUACGGUUGUAUAUCCACUUUUAACCUGUUUUCAUGCAUCAGUCUGUAAAUCCACUAAGAUUGCCUCAUGGAACGACUAUGGAUUUCUUUUGUAGAAGUUGACACACACAAAUGGAAAUCUCAAAUCUUAUUAGUUGUACUAUAUUAAAGAGCCUGUGGAAAUCUCUAAUGCUCUCUGUAUGCCCUCUCUCUUAAGAAUAUUUGGAAAAUACCUCGUCCGUUGUAAGAUCAUUUACACCUUAGCGGAACUUACAAGCUAACAACGAAGAACAAAUGGAUGUGUGUUUCUAUUGGUGAAUGUCGAAUGGAACAAGAACAAUUUUUGUGUUUUUUGUUUGUGAUUUUCGAACAAGUAUAAGAAAAAGAUAGUUUGGCUAACUCAAACUCACUAUAAAUCCAUAUAGCAAGUAAGGAGGCUCUUAAGGCACACCUGAAUUCGCCAAUUACACUACGCAUAAGAACUUUAGCAAAUAUAAUUCCAAUCCAAGAAUCAUAUAAACAA
Messenger RNA from Amaranthus tricolor (Joseph's coat), 2255 nucleotides. Its product is annotated as protein AGENET DOMAIN (AGD)-CONTAINING P1-like. Bases 170 to 1684 code for a protein of 504 amino acids. NCBI's taxonomy places the organism in Eukaryota, Viridiplantae, Streptophyta, Magnoliopsida, Caryophyllales, Amaranthaceae. The record is from RefSeq and is a predicted model, not a curated record. The transcript has 4 exons.